UCUUAUUUAAUCUUUAAUCCAGAUUAUUUAAUCUUUAAUUCUGAUUGAUCCUUAAUCUUUAAUCCUGAUCAUUUAAUCUUUAAUCCUGAUCAUCUAAUCCUGAUCUGUACAGAGUUAAUACUUCUGCUCUCUAAACCACUGCGGACGCUUAAGUUUACUAGCUGAACAACCCUGACCAAGAGACAUGGAGAGUGCAGUCUGGCAUCAUAAAUCUCUCAAUUAUCUACAGAGUCAAACCUUCAACCACACACAUGUACAAACACACUCUCACUGCAGUGAUACAGUAUCUACACUGACGCCAUCGUACACAAUGUGUAAUGACUUUAGCCCACUCGAGACCCCAAAGGAGAAUCUGCAUAGACAAGAGAGAGGGCACAACCCACAACAAUGCCCAUCUUGCCCACAGCGUCCGUCUCAUUCCCUUUGGUGUGAGACUCCUAAACUGAGCAGAAAGGAUGCGUGUCUGCGCAGACGUCUUCUUGCAUCUAAAUCAGCUACAGAUAUGAAGUCGAGUUUCUCCAAAACGCCAAAUGACAGAAAUGUCCCCUCUCAGAGUGUGUUUGACUCACCGGAUACGCAACCAUGUGGCCCACUGUCAUACAGCACAUUAAAGUCAGAUGCCAUGAUGGCAUCCUGUAGAAAGCGACGCUUGGUCUUCUCUCAGUUUGUGACAUCCAGUUUGGAGGAGAGGAGAAAUGGGGCAAAUCGGAGUCCAUGGAACACAAGGGCUGGGGGGAGUCUGACUCCACAAGAUGAAAGGAACAGGGAGAGUCCAACUCUGUCUGAGCCUGAUCUGGAUGAAAGCAUUAUCUCAGGACUAUUGCCAUCGGAGACACCUGAACCCGGGAGAGGACGAGACAGUUUCCAGACACCGGUAAACUGCCUGGCAGCCCAUCUUUCAGAGAGUCUUAGCAUACUGAGCACCCCCUCGUACACUCCAAUACCUAAACUGGAUGCAUCUGAGGACAGUGGGUUUGGCUCCCUCCGUCUGGAUUGCUCAGUGGAUGGUGCAGAAGAUUGCUCCUUCCAAGAGGGGGUGCAGUCACAAGACUGGCUGUUGCUUAGUCGAGACCAGCGGCGUGCAAGGCUUGAGCGCCAACGCAGACUUUCCACCCUCAGGGAAGGGUCGCAAUCUGAUGAUGAGGUCAAAGGUCAGCGUCUAAAGGGGAAGCUUGAAAAAGAGGAGUUUGUGGAGACUGCGCCAUUCAUGAAUAAACGUCACAAAGUGACGCUUACCCCCGCAUUGCAAGUGGUUCAAGCUCUUAGCUGUUUCACCCCGUCACAAGACCUUGACCAGCUUAUUAUAACUCACUUGCCCCUUUCACACCUGAUUGGCCGAAAGAUGGGUUUGGGAGAAACAGACAUUCUCACUGAGCUGAGCAUGAAAAAUCUGCACCAUGUCCUAUCCUCCAUCCUGCAGCUGCUCCCUGCCAAGGACAUAUACACGUGUGAUCAGGUGUGUAGAUCUUGGAGCGACAUUGUUCUUCAGGACAGGAAGGCGAGUCGCAGGAGGAAAAUGUAUGAGCGUGAGAUGAGACUAUCGCUAGAGAUGGGCAGAGCUGCGCGGGUAGUAGAUGCAGAGACACGGUUAGCAUUAGCAUGUCGCUCAGCUCUCGGCAGUGUUCAGGCUCAGGCCAAAACUCCCAGUACUCAUACACACACUCCUGCAGCUGGCACUACUUGCACCCACACCCCACCCUCCACAAAACGCCAGCAGUUUCUACAGGUUGCUAAAACGUUAUUUAGUGAUGAGUGUUUGAGGUCGUGCCCGAGGUGUGAACAUCCUGCCCGCUGUAAUACUGUUAAAGCUGAAGGAGUGUGUAGCUGGAGCGAUUGUGUGUUUCACUUCUGCACUUCCUGUCUGCGAGCCUAUCAUGGUUCAGCUGACUGCACUCGCCUCUCCAACACCCACACACGCAGCAUGGGUCGGAGCCAACUGCUUCCGGGUAGUGCCCGGAGCAAGCGCAACAUCAGGAGACUCUAACAGUUGGGCGUGUGGUUGUGGUCUUUGUACAGAGUGUGCAUGUAUGGUAUUGUGUGUGUGUGUGUGUGGGAAGAGGGGAUUUUAAAUGUGUGCACACUACAAUCAUAGUUUAGUGUACAUGUGUAGGCAUGUCGGGUGUGUUUGUGUACAGUGUGUAAAUGUUUUUUUAUAUCUGCUGUUUUUAUGGUUUGUUUUAAUAAAAUUUUUAACGCUUUCGUACAAAA
Messenger RNA from Trichomycterus rosablanca, 2208 nucleotides. RefSeq names its product F-box protein 43 (gene fbxo43). The record is from RefSeq and is a predicted model, not a curated record. Gene Ontology annotation, biological process: negative regulation of meiotic nuclear division; regulation of mitotic nuclear division. Gene Ontology annotation, cellular component: nucleus. Lineage: Eukaryota; Metazoa; Chordata; Actinopteri; Siluriformes; Trichomycteridae. The coding region runs from base 185 to 1984 and encodes 599 amino acids. Gene Ontology annotation, molecular function: protein binding. The transcript has 5 exons.